Peromyscus leucopus (white-footed mouse) is the source of this 1856-nucleotide messenger RNA. RefSeq names its product forkhead box A3 (gene Foxa3). Gene Ontology annotation, biological process: regulation of transcription by RNA polymerase II; anatomical structure morphogenesis; cell differentiation. Bases 101 to 1168 code for a protein of 355 amino acids. Gene Ontology annotation, molecular function: RNA polymerase II cis-regulatory region sequence-specific DNA binding; transcription factor binding; DNA-binding transcription factor activity, RNA polymerase II-specific. NCBI's taxonomy places the organism in Eukaryota, Metazoa, Chordata, Mammalia, Rodentia, Cricetidae. The record is from RefSeq and is a predicted model, not a curated record. The transcript is spliced from 2 exons.
CUCCCGGGCUGCGAGCCUCAGUGCCUGCCGAGUGGCCGGAGGAGCGCUCGGUUCCCCCGGGGGGCCGCAGCCUGGGCGUGUCGGGGCGCAGGCCCGGGGGAUGCUGGGCUCGGUGAAGAUGGAGGCCCACGACCUGGCCGAGUGGAGCUACUACCCGGAGGCGGGCGAGGUGUACUCUCCGGUGACUCCCGUGCCCACCAUGGCCCCUCUCAACUCCUACAUGACCUUGAACCCUCUCAGCUCUCCCUACCCUCCAGGAGGGCUUCAGGCCUCCCCACUGCCUACAGGACCCCUGGCACCCCCAGCCCCCACAGCGCCCCUGGGGCCCACCUUCCCGGGCCUGGGUGCGGGCGGCAACGGUGGUGGAAGCAGUACUUCCGGGUAUGGCGCCCCAGGGCCCGGGCUGGCCCACGGAAAGGAGAUGGCAAAGGGGUACCGGCGGCCGCUGGCCCACGCCAAGCCACCAUAUUCCUACAUCUCUCUCAUCACCAUGGCCAUCCAGCAGGCGCCAGGCAAGAUGCUGACCCUGAGCGAGAUCUACCAGUGGAUCAUGGACCUCUUCCCAUACUACCGGGAGAACCAGCAGCGCUGGCAGAACUCCAUCCGGCACUCGCUGUCCUUCAAUGACUGCUUUGUCAAGGUGGCGCGCUCCCCAGACAAGCCGGGCAAGGGCUCCUACUGGGCCCUACACCCCAGCUCCGGGAACAUGUUUGAGAACGGCUGCUACCUUCGUCGUCAGAAACGCUUCAAGCUGGAGGAGAAGGUCAAGAAAGGAAACGGAGCUGCAUCUACCCCCAGGAGUGGAGCGGUGGGGCCGGCCACCUCCGCCGCGACUGCAGCCGCGGCCACAGCGGUCACAUCCCAGGCUCAGCCCCAGCCUGCGCCCCCUGAGCCCGAGGCCCAGAGCGGGGAGGAUGUGGGGGGUCUGGACUGCGCCUCCCCUUCUUCCUCCACGCCCUAUUUCACUGGCCUGGAGCUCCCCGGGGAACUGAAGUUGGACGCCCCCUACAACUUCAACCACCCUUUCUCUAUCAACAACCUGAUGUCAGAACAGACACCAGCCCCUUCCAAACUGGACAUGGGGUUUGGGGGCUACGGGGCCGAGAGCGGGGACCCAGGGGUCUACUACCAGAGCCUCUACUCCCGCUCCCUGCUUAAUGCGUCCUAGCGCGGUCACUGGGAGCACGGUGAUGGGGUCAGCUGGGACGGACACCAGGUUCUGGGCCCCGGUCACACUCUGCUUGUCCCGCUGAUUAACAUCUUAUUUGGUCUAGAACUGUGAUGACCCAUCGGCUGCUGUGGUAACUGCCACGGACCCCCUGGUGGGCCGCGGGGGGUGGUGGCGUGAAGGUCUCUGUGCUGGGUGUAUGGUGAAAGCUCCAGAUGGAGUGAGGCCACUGGCUGGCCCGCGGAGGCAUGGCCAUGCUGGGUGACAUCUUGUUUGGACCUUUGGAGGCUGCGAUGGACAUCUUGAUUGAUCUUUCGGCCCACUGUCCCCUGGGAUCACUUUUUUUUGGGGGGGGGGGCAGACUUCUGGGUACAAGAGAUGCCAGGUUGGCCACCAUAUCGAUCACACGAUGUCUUUUUUGACACACUGGAUGCACGGAGGGGCCACCCCACUGGCAAGGUGACGCACCGUGAUGGUCACCACAGGCCUGCCAUCACCAUCUCCUUGGUGGGGGUUGGGUGAGGGGUGGAGGUGAGGAGACCCUGUGAUUUUUCUCUGAGGCUCGCCCCCACCCUGGCCGCGAGAAAGGUCUGGUAUGGGUGUGGGGAACUCUUUACAGAGGUCAAGUUCUUGCCUGGGACUUGGGAUACUGGCUGCGUCUGACCAUUAAAAAGGCACCUUCUCGGUC